AUGCCGAAGUACUACACCGUUGCAACCAACAAUGCCUUCGCGGCAUUGGACGAGCAUGAGGAGGCUGAUGACCUCAUUAUCAACCAAACUGCCGAACAACUUACCAAACUGAACGAGGAAGCCGCGGCUGAGCAGCCGAAGCCGGCGAACAGACGCACUGAGCGCAACAAUGAGUUUGGCAACCGCCCCCCCCGCCGUGUGCCAAGAGAGGGUGAGGAGCCUCGUCCCCCCCGGCGUCAGGAAUCUGGUGACGAGCCUGGAGCUGACGGUCGUCGGGAGCGCAGACCGAUUCGGGAGCGCAAACCUCGUCCCGAGGGUCGCUUGGACAGACAGUCGGGUACUGGACACGGCAAGGAGGUGAAGAAGGGCGGAGCGGGUGCCCACAAUUGGGGCCAGGCUGGCGACGAAGUGAACACGGAGGCCGAUGCCAGUCCCGUCGCUCAAAAGUGGGGUGACGAGCCAACAGUCCCUGCCGGGGAAGGAGCCUCUCCCAGCGGAGCACCUGCCAACACUGAAGACAAAGCCUCGGUACUGCUCUAUGCCGACUUCGUGGCAGAGCAAUCCAAGAACCAGGAGAUUCUGGAGGAGAAACAGCCCGCCAAGAAAGAGAAGGAAAUUGCCGCCGGCAUGAAGGUCUACACCAAAAAGGUCACCGAUGUUGUCGAACCAAAGAAAAAUGCUGAAACCAAAACCCCUGAAGCCAAAACCGUUGUCAACGUUAACUUCCGCUACCCCCGUCAGCAACAAGACAACCGCAGAAAUGACCGAAUCGAACAGAAAGAAAAGACCCCCAAGAAGGCUGGACCGGAGAAAUCCAACUCCGAAAUCAAGCUUGAUGACACUCAAGCUUUCCCCACCCUCGCUCAUUAA
Messenger RNA from Gregarina niphandrodes, 870 nucleotides. RefSeq lists its product as hypothetical. The record is from RefSeq and is a predicted model, not a curated record. The transcript has 2 exons. Bases 1 to 870 code for a protein of 289 amino acids. Lineage: Eukaryota; Apicomplexa; Conoidasida; Eugregarinorida; Gregarinidae.